This is a messenger RNA of Saccoglossus kowalevskii, 1206 nucleotides long. RefSeq lists its product as uncharacterized. Lineage: Eukaryota; Metazoa; Hemichordata; Enteropneusta; Harrimaniidae. The record is from RefSeq and is a predicted model, not a curated record.
GAAACGGUGGAGUAAGAGGAAUCACUCUCCGCCAUGAGUGCGCUACGGACCUUUUACGAGAAAUUCCAGUUAAGCCGGUGUCUUUGCAAUGAUGAAAAUCGAUGUAGUUGUAACGAAAGAGCAUCGAGAGCCGGGAAGAUGGCUUCUUAUUGCCUGAUCGUCCUUGGUGUUUUAGUAACAGGACCUGGCAUCUUGAUGGCAUCGUCCGGCCAUUCUGGAAAUUUACAUCCCACCUAUGCCGGCGUGGGUUUUCUAUCGUUUGGAGGGAUAAUGGUCGUGAUGGGACUAAUACUCUGUGGAGUUAAUCGUUUAAGAAAGCGUCAUUGUAGGAAUCCCCAUGAUGCAACGACGUUUAACCAACAGGAAUUCUGUGUCGUCACCGAGGAUCCCGACGGAUUCGAGGACUAUGUCCAGCGCAGAGGUCUUCCUCAUAGUGAAUCGAUGCCAGCGAGUGCUGCCGCGCCGUCGACCGACCAAGGUGUUAUCAGAUGCUACGUUUUACCGACAAGCGUUAGUUGGCCAAACACUUCCAGGGCUCAGAUGAACGGCCCAGUCGUGUACUAUGUGGGAAGGCCACUACCUCCACAGCGACAGUCGUCUUCCAGUAGCAAUAACACCACGUGAUCUGGGAAACGCCGGCUGCUGGUGUUCGAAUGAACUACGUCAUCACCUUGAAAGGAUUUACACGGAUUGAGAAUUAAUUCUAAUUGCAGACCGAUAUUUUAUUGUGUUGAAAAAUGAACUGUCAAUCUAUAACGGACAUUAGAGCAACUUGAGGGCGUUUCGGAUUGUAAAAGCAUCCUGGUACGUUCAUCUUGCUUCACGUCAUAAGGACCUCCAGUAAACCAGUGGUUUCCUUAUGAGCGGAUACAAAUGUGAAUCAUUUACCAAUCGUCACUCUGCAGAUACAGGAAGAAUUACCUACUUAUAAGCUCCAUCCGAUAUGCGCGUCCAGGGGUCAAUGUCCUUUAAAUUUAUUGACCAAGAUUAUAAAUUAUAUUGUUUAUGAUACACGGUGUUUUGAUAUUCAUGUUCGAUACGUCACGAGUUAGUGGGUAUCACGUGAUUGAUUGCCAACCCACGUAUUGCAUCGUCCACUGAAUGUAAUAGUAAUUUAUAAAUGUAACGCACAAAAGGCAAUAAAAAUAUCCACGUAUUCAUUGUAAUUUUUUCAGAGUAAAUACAUAUAAUUUUAAUUAACAUGUA